Dictyostelium discoideum AX4 is the source of this 1401-nucleotide messenger RNA. RefSeq lists its product as hypothetical. NCBI's taxonomy places the organism in Eukaryota, Evosea, Eumycetozoa, Dictyosteliales, Dictyosteliaceae. The record is from RefSeq and is a predicted model, not a curated record. The transcript has 2 exons. The coding region runs from base 1 to 1401 and encodes 466 amino acids.
AUGAAUAAAGCUUUAUGUUUAUGUAUUUUAUUUAUUUGUUCAACUUUUGUUCAAUCAUUAGAUGUUAAUAGUUUUAAAAAUAUUAACAGAAAGAAGGAUGUAUUCCGUGAAUAUAAACAAUUUUCCUUUGGUGGUGAAGCAGGCUUGGUACCAUACCAGUUCUUUUUAGUAGGUGCAUCUGUUGGUGGUACAUUAAGUGGAACCAAUACAACUGGUAAAAUUGAUACUUCUUUGUUUAGAUAUCAAACUAUGCCAUACGUUUUCCCAAGUUUAACCUUUUCCUAUGCUGAAGGUAAUAUCAAUUUAGAUAUUAAAAAGCUACAAUUAAACUUUGGUAUUUCAGCUAUUGCCACAGGUUUUAUGCCAACUUUUAUCAUUGAAUACACUGAAGAAAAUGGUAUUGAUGGAUUCCAACUUGACGGUGACUCUGUUGUUGGUAUGGUUGAUCUCAGUAAAUAUACCUACAAAACCACCUCACAAUCAGCAGAUAUGACCGGAUCAGAUGGAAAAACAUUUAAAGUUUAUAAAGUUACAUCAACCAGUAAAAAUGGUUUAUUCCAAAUGAACUUUACAAUUCCAGAGCGUUCAGUUGGUAUUGAUGGAAACGCAAUUAGUGCUUCACAAACUAAAGUUGAUGUCGGUAUUUACAAUUACUAUGAUGAAAAAAUUAACAAAAAUGAAUUGGAUUUCUGUGAUAUCAAAAUCCCAGAUUGGGCAACAUCUAUGCCAUCAAUUCCAGAUUUAACACUCCCACCAAUAACACUCCCACCAAUUACUCUCCCACCAAUUACUCUCCCACCAGUAACUAUCCCACCAAUACUUACUGACUUACCAUUCCCAUUUAUUGAAUCGGAUACAGUUGAACCUGAACCAAUUGAAACUAAAACAGUUGAACCAAGUAACAUUAAUAUCCCAGUGCUUUGUGAUGGAACAACAGGACCAUCUAAAAAACAAUCAAAACUUGCACUCCUUUCAUUUGUUGCAGCCGUUAAAUUAAAGGUUAAUGAUAAAGGUGAAGCAUCAGUUACUUUUGAUGUUGGUAAAAAUUUUUCAGUUACUUACGAUUGGAUUGGAAAGGCUAAAGUUAACACUGGAAAUGGUGCUAAAAAUUCCAAAGUUUUCUCAAAUGUUACUGAUAGUUCAAAAGGUAGUAAAUUUGGUUUAGGUGGUAUUUCAAAGUUCCUCAGUGAUAUGCAAUCAUUAUUUAUUACUUACUCAUUUGAUGGUGUUAGACCAAGCUCAAUUGAAUGGGAUCCAACUUUAGGUGCAUCAAAUUAUGAACCAGGUUAUACUGAUGAUGGUCCAAUGCCAGAAGAAAAUCCAAAUAGUGCUUUCAAAACUACUUCAUCAUUGUUUUUAAUAGUUUUAAUUGUUUUAUCAAGUUUAUUAAUUUUAAAUUAA